AUGGAUGAUAUGUAUUUGGAUGUGGCCGGUGGAUAUGAAGAUGAAUGCAAAAUAACUCAAAUGCAGUACCACUCUUUCCUCCCGUAUUCUUCAACAGCUUUAUCCAAUAACGAUGAAAUUAGAAUAUCCAUUCAAAAUAUGGACGCUUACACUCUCYCCUGCGAGAGCUAUCUCUAUAUUGAAGGUAAAUUAAAUAUACCGGCAGAUGUUGUAGCAUAUGCGAACGAAAUCAAUUUUACAAAUAAUGGUCAAGCGUUUUUGCUUUCUGAAAUCCGGUAUGAAAUUAACGGUGUUGAAAUACAAAAAUUAAAAUCUCCUGGAAUAUCAUCGAGUCUUAAAGGGUUUUGCUCACACACGCCGAAUGAAUUGAACAAUCUAAAAAAUGCCGCUUGGAACGUGGAUAUGGAUGCCAGUGAAAAUAGACAUUUCUCGUUAAAUAACAAAUUUKCCGGUUGUAUCCCACUCAAACACUUGUUUGGAUUUUGUGAAGAUUAUAAAAAAAUACUACUCAACUSCAACCAACAAAUCAUUUUADACAGAUCGUCUACGGAYUUUKAUGCRUUGUACGUUUCGGAGACCACUGCGAAUGACAAUAAAGAAAAACUUAAAAAAGUAGUGAUUGAGUUAAGUAAAAUUAUUUGGAAGAUGCCGGUUAUCAGGGUGAGCGACAAAGAAAAAAUAAAAUUACUUAAAGUAUUAGACUCUCGUAAACCACUUUCGUGUGCGUUCAGAAAUUGGGACUUGUGCGAAUAYCCSGUUCUCCCUYAGAACACUUCUCAUUCAUGGACGGUUAAAUCGAGCAGUUUGCUCGAGAAACCCAGAUUUGCAUUAAUUGGHUUUCAAACAGAUCGAAAAAAUAAUUUAUUUAAUCCGUCUGGACGAUUCGACCACUGUUACCUGAAAAACCUUAAAAUACACCUAAACUCUGAAGUGUAUCCAUACGAAUAUUUCCGUUCAGAUUUCACAAACAACGUUACGGCUAUUUUAUACAAAGCAUAUUAUGCAGAUUUCCAAAAAAUCAUACUAUGA
Molecule: messenger RNA, 1029 nt
Organism: Diuraphis noxia (Russian wheat aphid)
Lineage: Eukaryota; Metazoa; Arthropoda; Insecta; Hemiptera; Aphididae
Source: RefSeq, a predicted model, not a curated record